Molecule: messenger RNA, 1458 nt
Organism: Trematosphaeria pertusa
Lineage: Eukaryota; Fungi; Ascomycota; Dothideomycetes; Pleosporales; Trematosphaeriaceae
Exons: 4
Coding region: 1-1458 (485 amino acids)
Source: RefSeq, a predicted model, not a curated record
AUGUUCCAGUUUGUGACCGCGGCUCAUCCGGGGGGCACUAAAGGGAAGGAAGAGCAAGGCUUGAUCAGAAGACAUGCGAUACGCGUUGGCAUCCAGCGUAAGAGAGAGGCAAACGCGCAAAAAAACCGAAAUUUCCUCCCGGUUGAAAUCGACAUUAAGACAGGCCGCCCAGUAAAGAGAAAGCAGGCUGCUUGUGCAACGGCUCUUACGAAGCCGAUAGCCGUGAGCCGCUUAGAUCCGUUCGACUCGCUACCCGGGAACGGAGAGCGGCUGCGCACGCUGAUGCGGCAAAAAUCGGCGAAGCAUGCGGGCGAGCCGGUGUUUUGCGUUGGAGAAGCCGGCAAGAUAUUCUUCCAAGGAAUGGACACGAUCUUCCGAAGCGCCUUGUCCGACCCCACACUUUUCCAUGCGCUCUCGCUCAUUCUAGCUUUGGCGGCGAAUAGAGACGUUCCAAAUGUAGAGUGUCUCAGGCACCGUGGAGCAGUGCUCAAGAAUUUGAGAGCGCGAAUGAGCGAUCAAGCGCUAGUGCCGCAAGUUUCGACGCUCUCAGCUAUGCUUCUGCUGAUCGGUUAUGAGUACCGUGUCGACGGGUCCAAUGCGAAUAGCAUCGCGAUUCACAUUCGCGCAGUUAACGACGUGGUCAAUCUGACGAAAGCAUCCAACGUCGCCAUUUCCGAGGUAAUAGGGCGAGCUCUAUUCUGGCAAGACGUGUAUAGCUGUCUGUUCGUCGGUACGACUCGUCUGCUGUCGCACAGGGAAUAUGCCGGAUUCCGUUGCAUACGAGACCCCGGGCUUUCUUUAACAUAUAUACUCCCAUCAGGGUUUUUGCCGAUUGUACCCAGCCUUCCUUCCGAGUUCGGUGUCCUGCUCGAGGAUCUCAGUGCGCUCUGUUCCUUCGUCGAUACUCGUUUUGGACCCAGCGCCGUGCCUAUCCACGAGUUUCCGAUCGAUGAUUUCCAGGCUUGCAUUGAAUCUCGAAUUGUUGAUCUUUUGAGUGAGUCAAGGUCCUCCAAGGAAGCCAACCCAAUCUACCAAGCGUGCCUCUUCGCGGCGUUCCUGUGCACGUACAAAUUAUCGACCGGUAUAUGGGAGGGCUGCUUCAUUCCCGAGUUCUGCGCUACCCAGGCACUAGAGCUUGUUUCGAGCACAAAAGAUGACCCGAUAUGGGGAAACAAUAGGGAACUCCUGUUAUGGCUGCUCUUCGUGUGCGGAGCUCUCGCCGAAAGACGUCCGAUUAGACUCCGAGCGAUGGUAAUGAUCCAGAGCCUCUUUCGGGACCAAGUCGAAGGAGUGCACGAAGAGUGGAUCAGAUUGGAGGGAAGGCUUAGGACGUUCAUCUGGUCGCAACAUGCUAUGGAGCGGAGAUAUCGGUGGUUCUGGGAAGAGAUGUACCCGGAAAAGCGGGUGAGCAAGGUUGAGGCUCUCUAUCACGAUGUUGCAAUGCGACAUGCUCCCUGA